AUGUCGAGCGAGGCAUACCGACGAGACCCACACCGCUACAGGCGGAGGGACUGGGAGGAAACCAACUUGGAGCCACCGGAGUUUGAGGUGGAGCUCCCGGGGCAGAUGCCCGACAUCCAUCAAGGUGACCCGUCCCCGCCGGCCUCACAGCCGGCGUCGCUGACCUUGCGAGUGAGGCCCGGGACGUCGCAGAACCAGAUGCGUCUAGGCGGAACACCGCCGCUGCCUACUGCCAAGGCGAUGCGGCCUUCGAGCUCCGGAGGAGAUCCGGCGCUUCAGCCCUUGCCCUUCUCGGUAACUUUGAAGGGGGCAGGACACCGGCGGCAGUCGCCAGGAAAUCUGGGGGAUAGCUCCGUUGGCCGGCGCUACAGCGAUAGAGACGAGCAAGGACGUCGCGGGAUCCGAUGGGUUGAGGAUGUCGCCCGGCACUACCGCAUCGCAGGAAGCGUGAUGCCCUCGUGUCACGCGGGUAUGGAAAUUAGGCAUGCCAGCCGCGCGACCGUGGAUCAGGACGCCUCCUCCGAGACGUUUGUGGUGAAGCUGCGCUACAAGAACAAGAGCUUCCAGGGGAAGAAUGAGGAGUCCAGGUGGCGAAACAACACCGAACUCAUCCUGAACAUGCCUCAGACCAACGGAAUAGCACGCCUCAUCGAUGUCCUGGAGGACACCAAGGCGUAUUACGUCAUCAUGGAGCGAGCCGGAGGCUGUGAUUUGUACGAGUGCCUCUCCGGAGCACCGGAGCGGCGGCUGCCUGCCAGCGAAGCCCGGGAGGUGCUCAAGGAGCUCCUGGCGGCAGUUGCGGAACUCCAUUCUCAUGGCUUCAUCCACAAGGACCUGAAGCUGGAGAAUGUCAUGCUCAAUCGCCCAGGGCCAAAGUGUCCUUCGCACAUUCGGCGGAACCUGGCGACCAGUCCUGGCGCAGGAGUGAAGUUGAUUGACUUUGACACGGUUGAAGAGUGGAACUCUACGGGUCCAAAGUCCAGACACGUGCUGGGCACGGACCAGUACAUUGCCCCCGAGGCUUACGAAGGCAAAUACUCGCCGGCCUCGGACAUUUUUGCGGUUGGCGUGAUCGCCUUCAAGAUGCUCACAGGCUCCUUCCCAUACAACGGCCGGCUGUUCGAUGACAAGCCUGGUGAGAACUGGGUGGGUUCGCCCAAGAUGAAAGAGAUCAAGCAGAAGCUGUGCGACGCCAGGGUCAGCUUUAGCCACCCCGUCUUCGAAAAGGAUCCGGGGGCGCAACGGCUUGUCUCCAGAAUGCUGGCAGUUGAGGAGAAGGAUCGACCAGAUGCCCAGGAGCUGAAGCACCUGACUGCUUCCAUGAGUCGCUCCAUGGCCACCACUUCGCUGUGCUUCGGGUUGGGGGCCUGUGGGUGCUUCACCUGGCUGGCGGCCCGGCGCCCCAAGGCGGGCUCCGUGGGCCAACCGCAGACGCCUCCUCUGAUCGAAUACUCCCCGAAGGCCAUCGAGGGCUCCGGCGGGCGGAAGAUGCGGCGCCUGGUGCUGCGGGAGGCCAACGUGGACAUCAGCCAGGCGAAGAUCGAGGUGGAGGAAGUGGAGGUGCCAAAGGCGCCGUGGGGCCACGUCUUGGUGAAGGUGGCGGCGGCGCCGGUGAACCCCUCGGACGACGGCACCUGGAAGCUUCCGCCCUCCCAGGGCUAUCCCAUGGCGCUUGGCAACGAGGGCUCCGGCAGGGUGGUGGCCAGUGGCGGCGGCGUGGUGGCAGGCCGACUGGUGGGCCGAGAGGUGGCCUUCUUUGGCAAGUCCUUUUCCCAGUACGCGGUGGCAGACGCCAUGACCUGCAGCAAGCUGCCGACAGACGUGCCGGUGGAGGAUGGGUGCGCCUUCUACAUCAAUCCCUUCACGGUGGUUUGCAUGGUGGAGGCCGUGAAGUCUCAGAAGGGGCGCGCCUUCAUCCACACAGCAGCUGCCUCCCAGCUGGGGCAGAUGAUGGUGAAGUACUGCCAGACGGAGAAGAUGCAGCUGGUGAACCUCGUGCGUCGUAAGGAGCAGGCGGAGGUCUUGCGGAACCUGGGCGCGGAGUUCGUGGUGGACACCUCGCAGGCCGAUUGGAAGGCCACCCUCCGGGGCCUCAUCGAACAGCUGCAGAUUCGCCACGCCUUUGACUGCAUCGCCGGGGAUAUGCCGGGGACGCUGCUGCCGCUGCUGCCGCCGGGGAGCACCGUGUGGGUCUACGGGCGCCUGCAAGGGGCGCUCAGCGGCAUUGACCCUGUGGAGCUCAUGUACCGCCAGAAGAAGUUGGAGGGCUUCCUCCUGACCACCUCACUCUUCAAGGGCGGCUGGCUGGCCACUUUCCGGCGCUUCAAGCGCGCCGCCGGCCAGGUCUGCAAGGGUCUGACCACCACCUUCGCCUCCGAGUUCCGAGAUGUGUCCUUGGAGGACAUGCAGCGGGUCUAUGUGCAGCACAAGGCUUCGGGCGCCACUGGCGCCAAGAUCCGAGUGAGGCCGUAG
Messenger RNA from Effrenium voratum, 2472 nucleotides. The record is from the annotation of a GenBank genome assembly. Lineage: Eukaryota; Dinophyceae; Suessiales; Symbiodiniaceae.